CAACAACAACAACAACAACAACAACAACAACAACAACAACAACAACAACAACAACAACAACAACAACAACAACAACAACAACAACAACAACAACAACAACAACAACAACAACAACAACAACAACAACAACAACAACAACAACAACAACAACAACAACAACAACAACAACAACAACAACAACAACAACAACAACAACAACAACAACAACAACAACAACAACAACAACAACAACAACAACAACAACAACAACAACAACAACAACAACAACAACAACAACAACAACAACAACAACAACAACAACAACAACAACAACAACAACAACAACAACAACAACAACAACAACAACAACAACAACAACAACAACAACAACAACAACAACAACAACAACAACAACAACAACAACAACAACAACAACAACAACAACAACAACAACAACAACAACAACAACAACAACAACAACAACAACAACAACAACAACAACAACAACAACAACAACAACAACAACAACAACAACAACAACAACAACAACAACAACAAUAG
Sycon ciliatum is the source of this 540-nucleotide messenger RNA. RefSeq names its product UPF0746 protein DDB_G0281095-like. The transcript has a single exon. NCBI's taxonomy places the organism in Eukaryota, Metazoa, Porifera, Calcarea, Leucosolenida, Sycettidae. The annotation marks the transcript as partial. The record is from RefSeq and is a predicted model, not a curated record.